GUCAGUUGGCUGAAGAAUGUAAACGCAGCGUUAGCAAUAGUGUGUGCUAAUAUAAUCGCGGAUACAUUUAUUAACAAUAACAACAUUUAUUUAGCUUAUUUAUUCGGUGGAUGUUCGGAUAACGCGAUGGAAACGGUGACUGAUGAAGACGUGACGUCGUCUAAGCUAUCUAAGAUAGAGCUUCGCAAAUUGAAAUUGGCUGAAUACUUGGCAGCAAAAGGAAGACUGAAAGUACCUAAUCCGAAACCUUAUCUGAAAGGGAAACCUGUUACAAAUAAGCCUGCUGUAAAUAAUCAGAAGAUUAAAAUCACUGGCAAUGAAAAGGAGAAUUGUGGCAUCAGUGGUGCAAAUGCAAAAGAAGUGAAGAGAGUGAAGACACUGUCUGGGGUUGAUGAAAACACAUCUUUAAAAAAAGGCCUGAACAUCCAUUCAUUAGCCAAAGCCCCGGUGCAGUUUUCCAGUAAACUCUGUAAUACUCAACAGGCCAACUUUAAUGCUUUGAGGACAAAAAACAAUGGAACAGCUUCUCUUCAAAAUCCCAAGCUACUGCACAAAGCUGAGAAAACUUGCACAACAAGGACUCAUCCACAAUUCCUUCAAAAUGCCCAAAAUAAAGCUCAGCCAGCUUCCCAUGUUGCAAAUAAGUCUCAGAAAUCAAGUCUGGUUUCAAUCUGUGGCCCUUCACACUCUGUAUAUAUAAAAUCUUCCCUUAAAUGCACUGAUCCAACAUAUAAUUCAAAGACAGAGCUCAAGUCAGCAAAGAUUUUAAGUAAGAAAUUAACAGAAUUGAACAUCAAGACAACCACAACUGCCACUCUGAAGAGCCGGGGACCGCUCAACACUACUGGGACAAAAUUUCAGACAAAAAAUAUUUCUAAAACCCAAGAAAAACCAACACUGCAACCCAAAUGCCAAAGUGGUGUACCAAAGUAUGGCACCCUUAGCAGAAAUCCUGCACUCAUUACCUGGAAGUCAAACUCCGCAACAAACAGAUCAGAUAUAAACCAGAGGAAGGAUGUUUCGUGCAUGAUCACGAAAGCCACAAAAAUUCAAUCACAUAACCCUGUCACAAACAGAGAAACAAAAACUAGUGUAUCUAACGUCCAGGCAAAACCAGCACAGCGACCUAGAAGUCAAAGUGUUGUACCAGUUGGUACACUCAACGUCAAUUCUCAGCGCAUUAAUCAGAAACCAAAUUCAGCUACAAACAGAUCAGACGUUUAUCAAAGAAAGGAUAUUUCGUGCAUCACCAUGAAAGUUGAUGGCAAAAAAGCAAUUGUGUCUUCUAUAGCUGCAAACCUCAAAGGAUCAGCAACCAUCACAACUAAACAGCAUGCUACUCUUAAAGCAAGUAAUGCCGCUGCUUCUACCAAACUACAUAGUCGAAACACGAGGAGUUGUGUACUGCCGCAAACUACAUCUGAACACAAAGAGCUCCAGCAGCCUGUUAUGAGAUCCAACCACACCAAGCCUACGGUCCAGUUUCAGACCCCUAAAUCCAGUAUCUGUCCCAGUUCUACUCAGGGUGUCCGAACAGCCCCGGCAGAUGGAAAGAAAAGGCUGACCGAAGCUCAGGAGGAAAGACUGCGUAAACUCCAGGAGUGGCGCGAGUCAAGGGGCAUCACAUAUAAACGUCCCCCCAUGCCUGUUCGGCUGGUGAGGAGGAAGACAGUCUCAGCUAUACCUCAGCCAUACUGGACAUCAAUGGAAAAUGAAGAUGAAGGUCAAGACAUUGUCUUCGCUGUGGAACGAUCAUUAGAUGACUGCAUUCAAUUAUUACAACAGGGUUUCCCAGUAGAGCAGGUCCGAGAUGUGAUGUCUCGGGUGCCGAUGGCGCAGAAGUUUGCUAAAUACUGGAUCUGCCAGGCAAGGCUGAUGGAAAGAGAAGGAAACCUGGAGGUCUUGUCUUUGUUUGAGGAAGCCAUCCGUGUAGUGCGGGAGCCUGUGGACGAGCUGCGCGCUGUGAUAUUUGAGAUCCUUAAAAAGAAACAGAGUCAGGGUCAAUCUCCUGUGUCAAAAGAGUCUGAAGAGGCAGAGACCACAGUGGAUGAUGAACAUGAAGACGGUGACCUCAUGUGCACUCCGAAACCUGUUGGUGCCCUUAUAUGUGGAAUGAGGGGAGACUCGUCUGUUGUCAAAUAUAAAAUUACAGCCACUCCGGGGGGGAAAAGAAGUCAGCAGGGAGCAGAACCAGGACAAGUAGACGGUCACGAAAUCCGCUUCUUUACCCCAGUGAGACGUUCAGUGCGGAUUGAGAAAACUGCUCGGCGUUACCCAACAGCCUUGCAGGAGCACGACCCCUGCGUUACCUCUAUGUGUGACCUUGCAGGUGAGAGUAAGGAAGAGGUCAAAGAUGACUCACAACCUCAAAGCUCUCCAUUGUAUGUGUACCGGGAGAAUGAAGCACUGAGAGACUGUGUCCAGGUUAAACUUGUUUAUCCAGAGGAGGUUGAAUCAUGAUAACAGCCGUUAUCAUGUUUUAAUCUUGAUUUCCCAACAGGAAGCAAUCAAUUGUUUGUUGUUGUUAUACACGGAUUGUGCUACACGUGUUUUGUACUAUGAUGACAUUCAGCCAAGAUCAUAUAUUGCUUAAUAGGUUUUAGCCUGAAGUUCAGACUUGACUUUCUCUAUGCUGGUGCAAUGCUUCCUAACUGGUAUAUAGUUUCAAUGCACGGUUAGUUCAUGACAAGGUUAGUUCAUGCCAAAAUUAGAUUUGGUUGGGGUUUACUCAAACUCAAAUGUUGUUCAAAAACAUUAAGACUGUUGUUUAUCUUAAAAAAUACUUCAUUUGUGUUCCAAAGAUGGAACAAAGGCAAGUACAUGCUUUGUGUUAUAGGGUAAAUAACCUAUUAAGCACUGCUGUGUAUAUAUAUAAAUGAAAGAAAGAGAUGUCAGUGUUUGAUAUCAAAAUUUGAAGGUGCCCAUUCUGCAGAGUUCAACGACAAAGAAGUUAAUUGUUCACUUAAUCAGAGGCUUGAUUCAUCUAACUUAUUCUUUUGAUUGCCAUUAUAAUUUAUUGACCAUCAAAAGUCUUAUGUCUGUCAGAUCAAAAGCAAGCAUGAAUAGUCCUUGGUGUAUGAACAAAUGCGCAUAAUUAAACUCAUUGAUGCAAUUAUUUUUCAGCAUUUUUAAUAAAAGCAUUUUAAAUUUUUGA
Messenger RNA from Danio rerio (zebrafish), 3154 nucleotides. It is a transcript of the gene ckap2l, whose product is annotated as cytoskeleton associated protein 2-like. The record is from RefSeq and is marked validated. Gene Ontology annotation, cellular component: cytoskeleton. NCBI's taxonomy places the organism in Eukaryota, Metazoa, Chordata, Actinopteri, Cypriniformes, Danionidae.